AUGCUCAACGACGAUAACAAUUCGAUUCUUCAUUCUACUAAGCAAGCCGUGCACCCUGGGUUCACAAUUCGCCGUAAAUGGCACAUAAGUUUCGCUAUCGUAGCCAUUCUAAUGUCCAUUCUCAAUGUUUUGUUUGCCAGUGGUCAAUCUAUCGGUUUAGUUCUAUUUCUUGGAAGUUUCAAUGGACUUACCGGUGUUUACUUUGUUCUCUUCUUCUGUUCACUGUCAUUCACUAUUAUUUUCUCCAUCAUGGCAGUUUGGUUUUACUACAAAGGACAAAUCACUCGUUCGAUGUUAUCGUCUCGAUGGAUUAAAUACAUGGUUUUAGUUGGUGUUUUCGACGCAGCCAAUGGAUUCUUGAUUGUAUUCAGUUCUCAUGGUAGUCGUGUUCCACCAGCCCUAUCAUCGAUUCUUGUUCAAUCAAUCAUUCCAUUCACAUUUAUAUUUUCGAAAAUUCUCCUACCAAAAAAAUAUCAUUGGCGUCAUAUCUUCAGCGUUUGCCUUGUUCUUGUCGGUGUGACAUUUAGUUUGAUACCUACAUUUAAACGCAUACACGAUGGAACAGCGCCAACAGAAUUGAAGGAUGGAUGGUACUGGCCAUUUAUAUUCAUCGUAGGUUGUGUACCCGGUGCAUUAAUGAAUAUUGUUCAAGAACAGCUACAAAUGAAAUUCACUCAAGGAGCGCGAGAACAACAAGAGAGAAUUACACGAUUUUCAGUUAUGUAUUUUCAAGCUGUUGAAUCAACAUUUCAGUUUGGCGCAAUUGCAUUGUGUUUCGGGCUCGAUUUAGUACCAGGUUUCGGUACAUCGAAAGAUAUCAGUUCUUUUUGGAGCGCAUUCUCGAAUGGAUUCAAAUGUUUCUUCAAUGACCCUUCGCUUCACGGUGGUCGAUGCAAUUAUGCUGGCGCUACAGGCGUUCUAUUUAUCGUAUCUUAUUUAGCAACAUAUAUAACUGGUACAUUUCUAACAGAUCAUGUCUCUGCUAAUUGGUUAUCGAUAUUAUCAUCGAUAUCUCCAUUAUUAGCGACGUCAUUCUGGUUUAUUUUUCCAUCCGUCAAUGCAUGGGCUGGUGUAGGACCCAUGGAUGGUUGGGAUAUUGGCUUUAGUCUUGGUGCUUUACCAAUUAUUUUAAUUGGAAUGUUUUUCUAUCGAGGUGGAGGCACUGAUCGCAAACACGAAACUGAAGAAGAUUUACAUGUAGAUGAACAUCCAGUAGAAUUGUUCUGGUAG
Molecule: messenger RNA, 1230 nt
Organism: Adineta ricciae
Lineage: Eukaryota; Metazoa; Rotifera; Eurotatoria; Adinetida; Adinetidae
Source: the annotation of a GenBank genome assembly